Tribolium castaneum (red flour beetle) is the source of this 2799-nucleotide messenger RNA. RefSeq names its product monocarboxylate transporter 13. The record is from RefSeq and is a predicted model, not a curated record. Gene Ontology annotation, cellular component: membrane. Gene Ontology annotation, biological process: transmembrane transport. The transcript is spliced from 7 exons. Lineage: Eukaryota; Metazoa; Arthropoda; Insecta; Coleoptera; Tenebrionidae. Gene Ontology annotation, molecular function: monocarboxylic acid transmembrane transporter activity. The coding region runs from base 725 to 2710 and encodes 661 amino acids.
UAGUUUUCUCUAUUAUGCAAUUUUACGUCAGAAACCCAUUCGUUUUACUUGAUAACGAAGGAAAAUCGAUAAAAUGUAUGAGUAAAAAUUUCCGUUGCUACGAAACCGCAUAAAUUUAAUUCCUGACACACUUUUAUUACACUCUGGCGUAAAUGAAAUAUUUUUCGGUUCGUUGACUUUUUGCAUAUUUUACCAGACUUUUAAUAAACAAAAUGCAUAACAAUUGAAAACAAUAAUCCCAAGGCGACCUUAUCUCGCGUAACAUGUCAUAAUAAUUAAGCCAAUUAAGCAAAAGCAUAAAGAUAAAGCGCAGAAAGUAUUAUUGGAAGUAAAGAAACAUCUGCCGCUUUAAUCCGGAUCAUCUUUACGUCACUGAAUCGAUAAUUCGUCGGAAAUCCUCAACGAAAAUAGCUCCAUACGUCUAUUAUAAGAAAAUCUCGCGAAAAUGGUUUUUCUCCUGUCGGAAAAUCCCCAAACCGGCUCGAAGCACUUGAAUCAGGCAAAAAUGACUGGAUAUCACCGGUUGAAAUCUAUACUUAGUGUCAUAAAAAUUGCAACACCAAGAAGGACGAAACUUGGCGCAAAUAUUAGACUAUUAUCGGGCAAUAAAUGAAUAAAAUGUGAGCGGUUUUAAUCAAGUGAUGCCUCUGUAAGCGCAGUGCCUCGAUGGUAGAGCAAAUCAAACCCAAGACUGAGUUGAGCAGAGAUCCCCGUUUGAGGCCAGAUGACCACCGACACGGUGAUUCCCCUGGACGAGGUCAGCGAGAGCUCGACCUUGACCGGAAAACACCCCCCGAAGCCGAAAAUCCCCGACGGGGGAUGGGGCUGGAUGGUGGUCCUCUCCUCCCUCAUCAUGUCCCUGAUCCAGGACGGGAUCAGCUUCUCCUUCGGGAUCCUCUACACGGAGUUCGUGGAGGAGUUUGAAGCCUCCAAGAGCACAACUUCCUGGAUCGGAAGCCUUUUCCUCUCAGUGCCUCUGCUGACCGGCCCGAUCAUGAGUGCCUUGGUUGACAAGUAUGGCUGCCGGGCGAUGACCAUCCUAGGCGGCCUGGUCUCGGCCACUGGAUUCAUCCUGAGUUAUUUCGCCACGAACGUCAUCACCAUGUAUGUGACGUUUGGUGUCAUUUCGGGAAUGGGGCUAGGUCUGACGUAUAUAACAGCAGUGGUGUCAAUCGCCUUCUGGUUUGAUAAAAAAAGGAACCUAGCGGUGGGCUUAGGGGCGUGUGGUACCGGGAUUGGUACUUUUGUCUACGCCCCUUUUACCACCAUGCUGAUUUUUGAGUAUGGUUGGCGGUGGACUGUCAUCCUGCUCGCCGGGACUUUACUCAACUUGUGCGUAUGUGGCGCCCUCAUGCGGGAUCCCGAUUGGAUAAUCGAGCAAAACAAGGAAAACUCCAAACUGUCGAGCAAGUCGAGCUCCCUGUCCAAUAUUUCGCACGAGUCGAAAAAAAUCGACCUUGAAGAGAUACGAGAGUUGUUGAAAAACGGCAAAGACGCCGAAUAUAUCUUGCAAACUUUGGCGACUUCGAUUGAUCGCGAGGACAAAGGACAGAAAGUUGAACAUCACCAGUCGGUACUCAACUUGCCGACGUUCAUCCGUCAGAACGAAAAAGUGCCAGCAGAGGUCCUCGAACAGUUGCAAGAAAAUAAAAAACUCUACCGAAUUAUUGUACAAAAUUAUCCCAGUUUGCUCCACUGCCGCAGCACUUCCGAAAAAGGCCUCAAUAAAAUGGAGGAGGCCAUAACCCGCAUCCCAGUGACCUUCUCCCUGAAGGUGAAAAAAAGCGACCGGAAGGCUGUAACGCACCAGUUCUCCCUCCCCGAGAAUCCUCUGGCCGUUGAGAAGAAAGUGAAAAAAGCGGAGACGCCAUGGCUGGUAAAACAAUUCAGUACUACCACCACACACCCAAAUUAUUUUAAAAAUAUGAGGUUCCCUAGGCACUCGCUUAUACACCGCGGCGCCAUUUUGAAUAAAAAUAAGUACAAGUUGAGGGCGUCGAGUUGUCCUAACAUAUACCGAGUGUCCAUGACGACGCUAGUGAAAGACGACGAUGAGCCAUGGUAUUCGGGUCUUGUCAAAUUCGUUAACCUUUUCGACGAGUUUCACUAUCUUCUAAUGUCUGUCUCUACUGUCAUUCUUUUCGCUUGGUUUAUGACGCCUUAUUUCUACUUAGUCGACCAUAUGGAAGCGUCAGGAUACACCAAAGACGAGGCUUCCUACGUCCUGUCAGGGAUAGGCGUGGCCAACACAAUCGGAAUGGUAGUGCUCGGUUGGGCCGGCGACCAAUCGUGGACCAACGUCUCCAAAACGUACGGUGUAUGCCUCAUCCUAUGCGGGGCCUGUUGCUCCGCCCUCUAUUUCUACACAGCCAAUUACAUCAUGGUGCACAUUUUUGGCGCCCUCUAUGGCAUUUUUCUAGCUAGUAGUUUCUCGUUUACGCCGAUUCUGUUGGUGGAACUGUUGCCACUAGAAACGUUUACCAAAGCCUACGGUUUACAAUUGAUGUGUCAAGGGAUUGGGCAUUUGGGGGGUCCACCGUUUGCCGCACUACUUGCCGAUAUCACCAAUAGUUGGAGUUACGCCUUUCAUUUGUCUGGGGUUAUGAUCGUCCUUUCCGGGAUCUUGAUUCUGGUGAUUCCUUAUACGAAAAAUCGGAAAAUUUUUGGGAGUGGGCUGGUCGAGAAGGAGUUAGCCAAUGAGAGAGCUUGAUCAUGACGGAAUUAUGCGUACUUAAGCGUAUAACCCAAGUACUUAAUGUAAUAGUAUUGUCGUUUAAUAAAAAAGUACAAUUUUCCUCU